UAAAGAAACAGGCAUCCAAGACUCCACAAUUAAACAAUUGGAAACAAUGGCCCUGAAAGCUAAAGUGUUGUAUGAUUUCCACGCUGAGAACCCAGGGGAGAUCUCCAUAGCGGAGAAUGAGUUGGUGACUGUGUUCACUGAGGAGGAGCUGGAGGGCUGGCUGGAGGGGGAGAACACCAAAGGAGAGGUUGGCCUAUUUCCUGCCUCUUAUGUUGAUCUCAUCAAGGACCACAUCAGCCCCAGCGCCAGCAACAACGGCGUCUCUUCACCCAAAACCAUAGCAAUCCAGUCCCCGGCCCAUACGUCGCACGCAUCCUCGGACUCUCCGUCUCAGAGGGGAUUUAAGGCGGGCAGCGGUGGAGGGAGCAGCUUCAACACCAGCCAGGGCAGCGAUGACGACUGGGACGACGACUGGGAUGACAGCUCCACUUCAACAUUUGAGCCUCAGGGUUUUGGCACUACCCCUCCCAUAUACCCGGUCACCACCUCCCUGCCGAGCCGCAGGAGCAGCCAGCAGCAGCAGCAGGCCAAGAGCUCGGCAACGGUAGGAAGAAACCUCAACAGGUUCUCUACCUUCGUCAAGUCCGGUGGGGAGGCCUUCCUGCUCGGGGAGGCCUCGGCUUUUGUGAAGGAUGGGGACAAGAUUGUUGUGGUGAUGGGAAAGCAUGGAGCGGAGUGGCAGGAGGACCCUUAUCCCUUCACAUGCACCAUCGAUGACCCCACCAAGCAGACCAAGUUCAAAGGGAUGAAGAGCUACAUGUCUUACGGUCUUACUCCAACGCACACCAACGUACAAGUUAACCGCAGGUAUAAACAUUUCGACUGGCUCUACGCUCGGCUUGUUGAGCGUUUCCCCGUCAUCUCUGUGCCCCACCUGCCGGAGAAGCAGGCCACGGGACGCUUUGAAGAGGACUUCAUCUCCAAGAGGAGGAAGGGUCUGAUCUGGUGGAUGAACCACAUGGCCAGCCACCCGGUGCUGGCCCACUGUGACGUCUUCCAGCAUUUCUUGACGUGCGGGGCGGACGAGAAGGCCUGGAAGAUGGGCAAGAGAAAGGCAGAGAGGGAUGAGCUGGUCGGAGCCAACUUCUUCCUCACGAUCAGCACGCCCGCUGUUCCUCUGGACCUUCAGGAGGUCGAGAACAAGAUCGAAGGCUUUAAAACCUUCACCAAACGAAUGGAUGAGAACAUUGUCGUUAUGAACACCACCAUUGGCGAGUUUUCCCGCAAACAAAUGACGGGCUUCAAGAAGGAGUACCAAAAGGUUGGGCAGUCCUUCAGACUUCUCGGACAGGCGUUUGAGCUGGAUCAGCAGGCCUACUCGGCAGGCCUGAACCAAGCCAUCGCCUACACCGGCGAGACGUACGAGGUCAUAGGGGAGUAUUUCGCAGAGCAGCCUCGUCAGGACCUGGAACCUAUUUCUGAUCUGCUCGAUCUUUACAAAGGACAUCUGGCCAAUUUUCCUGACAUCGUUCAUGUACAGAAAGGUGCACUGACCAAAGUGAAAGACUGUCCGAAACAGGAGGGUGAGCUCCACGACCGCUGCAACAUCAUAUCUUGUGCCACGCUGGCAGAAAUCCAGCACUUCCACCGCACGCGUGUGCGAGACUUCCGCUUGCAGAUGCAGCACCACCUCCACCAGCAGAUCAGCUUUUUCCAGAAGAUUACCGCCAAACUAGAGGACGCGCUGCAGAAAUAUGACGAUCAAUAA
Molecule: messenger RNA, 1708 nt
Organism: Nematolebias whitei (Rio pearlfish)
Lineage: Eukaryota; Metazoa; Chordata; Actinopteri; Cyprinodontiformes; Rivulidae
Product: sorting nexin-18-like
Exons: 4
Coding region: 47-1708 (553 amino acids)
Biological process (GO): endosomal transport; endocytosis; mitotic cell cycle
Cellular component (GO): plasma membrane; cytoplasmic vesicle
Molecular function (GO): protein binding; phosphatidylinositol binding
Source: RefSeq, a predicted model, not a curated record